CUAAGACCAUGACUUUGAAGUCCGCUCCGCACGCACUACUCAAAAUUGACUGGAUCGACGACAGGUCGAUUUUCCCAUCCUGAUUCCCGUGUUACCGGACUAACCCAACGUCUUCAGCCAGUCACCGGCCUUUCCCGAUCGGUGAUCAGCAGGUGUCACGGUGGCCUGCUGGCCUGCUGGCCUGCUGGCCUGGUGGGCCGAGCACGGGUUGAACCGCCUUUGAGUGGCAUCAAUAAAUCAUGAGUCGGAAAAGCCAAGCUGCGGGCCCGCCCACCAAAAAGGCCCGCCCGUCCACGGACUCGUCGUCGUCCUCGUCGUCGACGACAGACAUUGAGGCGGAGCUGGAGCGGAGUCGCUUGACGGUGGAUUCGGAUGUAUCUCAAUUCGAUUUCAACGCUCAACGGGUCCGCUGGCUGCAGGGCGGGCCGCCCGAUACCCCGGCUACGCCCCGUCCCACCCCCGGAGCCGUAGUAUACUGGAUGUCGCGGGAUCAGCGGGUCCAAGACAAUUGGGCCUUGCUCUACGGGCAGAAACUGGCUUGGGCCCACGGGUGGCCGCUGCACGUGGUGUUUUGCCUGGUGCCCGGCUUUUUGGACGCCACUUUGCGCCAGUACGACUUCAUGAUUCGCGGCCUCCAGGAGGUGGAACGCGAGCUGGCGGUGCGCCAAAUCCAUUUCCAUCUGCUCCGGGGAGCGGCGGCCGAGCGGCUGCCUGCCUUUCUGGCUUCGAGGGCGGUCACGUGCUUGGUGACGGACUUCAGUCCGCUGCGGGUGCCGCGUCAAUGGGUCGAGCGAGUGCAAAAGCAGCUGGACCCGCAAUUGCCCUUCGCCCAAGUGGAUGCUCACAACGUGGUGCCCGUGUGGGUUACCUCGGAUAAACAGGAAUAUGCGGCCCGUACCAUUCGGAGCAAAAUCCACCGGAAAUUGGACGAAUUUCUGACCGAGUUUCCGCCCGUCAGCCCGCAUCCGCAUUUUCAGGCCGCUGAUUCGUCGCCCAUUGAUUGGACGGAGGUCUUUGAUUGGCUCACCGUCGAUACUUCGGUGCCACCCGUGACCAGUUUCACGCCCGGAACCCGGGCUGCGCUCCAAAAUCUGGCCCAGUUUGCUGGUCAAAGAAUUCCAUCCUAUGCUGACCGACGCAAUGAUCCCAAUGUGGCCGUUUUAUCUAAUAUCUCACCUUGGGCGCAUUUCGGACAGAUUUCCAUGCAGCGGGCGGUGCUCUAUGUGAAGAAGCAUGGCCGGAGCUCGGCGGGCGUGGCCGGAUUCGUCGAGGAGGCCAUUGUGCGCCGAGAGCUAUCCGACAAUUUCUGUUACUACCAACCCGACUACGACAAUGUGAAGGGGGCCUUUGGUUGGGCUCAAAAGACCCUGGCGGAGCAUCGAGCGGAUCCCCGGCCCUAUUUGUAUGACCGCUCGGAAUUGGAAAAGGCCCACACCCACGACGACUUGUGGAACGCGGCCCAAAUCCAAAUGGUGAAAGAGGGUAAAAUGCACGGUUUUCUCAGAAUGUAUUGGGCCAAGAAGAUCUUGGAAUGGACCCAGAGUCCCGAAGAGGCCUUGGCCACGGCCAUUUAUUUGAAUGACCGUUAUCAACUGGAUGGACGCGAUCCCAAUGGUUUCGUGGGGUGCAUGUGGUCCAUCUGCGGGAUCCAUGACCAAGGUUGGGCCGAGAGGAAGGUUUUUGGGAAAAUUCGGUACAUGAACUAUGACGGGUGCAAGCGGAAGUUUGAUAUCAAAAAGUUCAUCCUCAAAUAUGGCGCCAAAGCUCAUCCCUAUCUGAAGAAAGUCAAGAAAUAAAAGCGCGAUCCCUGUGGAAUAUGAAUCAUUUGACACAGAGGGGUGGUUCUGAUUGAGAUCAAGCCUGGUUCAGGUUAUAUUUCGAAUUACGUGCUGGUCACGAUGGUAGAAGUUAUGCAUAUGAGGCACGGAUAUCUACCGAGUACAAUCGUCGACUCACCCGUCACAUUCAAUCAUGAGGGCGAUGAUGAUGAUGCUGAUGAUGAUGAUGUCAAUACGAUGAGCGUCAAAUGCUGGGCGAAUUAUGUGGUACGUAUCAUUGGAAAAGUGACCAGAGGUUGGACCUCCUCCCUCUUUACAUUACAUCGGGGAAAAAACGAGAUUGAGUACAAAAAUGGACAUCAAACCAACAUUGGGCACAAAGAAACACCUAUUUAGUGUCAAGACAGAAACGGUGACAUUGCAUUCGUAUCACAGGGUGCGACAAUUGGCUUUCCAAGCGAGACGAUUCAUCUUGUGGGAUCGAUAGCUUCACUGGCUCGAAAUUGAUGAACACAUUGGAAUGGGUCUUUUUUUGUUUUGGUUGUUGUUGAAUUUGAGGAUUCAAUCCAUUCUUUCGGUCUGUUC
This is a messenger RNA of Tigriopus californicus, 2363 nucleotides long. RefSeq names its product deoxyribodipyrimidine photo-lyase-like (gene phr). Gene Ontology annotation, molecular function: deoxyribodipyrimidine photo-lyase activity. Bases 240 to 1796 code for a protein of 518 amino acids. The transcript is spliced from 3 exons. NCBI's taxonomy places the organism in Eukaryota, Metazoa, Arthropoda, Copepoda, Harpacticoida, Harpacticidae. The record is from RefSeq and is a predicted model, not a curated record. Gene Ontology annotation, biological process: photoreactive repair.